Molecule: messenger RNA, 1158 nt
Organism: Budorcas taxicolor (takin)
Lineage: Eukaryota; Metazoa; Chordata; Mammalia; Artiodactyla; Bovidae
Gene: PACRGL
Product: parkin coregulated like
Exons: 10
Coding region: 115-942 (275 amino acids)
Source: RefSeq, a predicted model, not a curated record
CUUUUCCCGGUCCCCAGCGGCCGGCGACGGGACCGGCGGCUAGUGGCCCAGCGGGUGCUGGUUUGUUGGUGUGCAGAUCGCGGUGGGAAAGAGGAGCGGAAUAAAGGAGAAGCAAUGCAGAAAUCAGAGUGCCAUAGGGGUGUACAGAUGAGAAACAGACUUACAGAUAACUGUGAUCAAAGGACAUCAUCAAGUGCACAAGUAAAACAUGGGACUAGAGUUCAACAAAGCAAAUCUUCAUCAUCAACCAGUUCUCCAGAAUCUGCAAGAAAACUUCAUCCUCGACCAAGUGAUAAACUUAACCCUAAAACAAUUAACCCGUUUGGUGAACAGUCACGAGCCCCUUCUGCCUUUGCAGCUAUUUACUCUAAGGGAGGUAUUCCUUGCAGGUUGGUCCAUGGUUCAGUAAAACACAGGUUACAGUGGGAAUGUCCUCCUGAAAAGCUUCCGUUCGAUCCUCUUCUUAUUACUUUAGCUGAGGGUCUGAGAGAGACUAAACAUCCAUAUACCUUUGUGUCAAAGGAGGGUUUUAGAGAAUUACUUUUGGUCACAGGCGCUCUUGAGAAAGCUGUGCCUUUGCUUCCUAGACUGAUUCCUGUGCUGAAGGCAGCUCUGGGCCAGAUGAUUCCUUACUGGAAGAUACCUUUAGAAGAUGUACUGAAGGUCCAUGUGGAUGAUGAAGUGUUUGAAAGAGGAUUGAAUGCUCUGGUACAGUUAAGUGUCGUCGUUGGUCCUUCUCUAAACGACCAUCUGAAACAUCUGCUUACCAGUGUAAGUGCUGGAAAGAUUGGAGAGGGCUUGUGUCUUUCUAAGAGAUUAAGGGACAAGAAAUUCAAAGAACCAAUCACCACUGCGUUACAGAAGCUGGAGCAGCAUGGCGGAAGUGGAAGCCUUAUCAUCAUCAAAUCUAAAAUUCCGACAUACUGCUCCAUAUGCUGUUGAAGAAAGGAGCCUGAAUGACAGGUGUUAAACGCUGACCAUGGGUGUCUGCAAAACCUGUUCAGAGUCACUUCAGUUUAUUCUUUUGUAAAUCACAGCCAUCCUUCAUUAUUACUGGCCUUGGAUGGGUAUAUACACAGGUCCACCGAAUCAUAGUACAAGCUAUUCAUCAAAAAGAAAGAAUGGUUAAUAAUGGAAAAAUAUUAAAAAUGUUCCAUA